This is a messenger RNA of Cryphonectria parasitica EP155, 1763 nucleotides long. RefSeq lists its product as uncharacterized. The transcript has 4 exons. Gene Ontology annotation, molecular function: phosphatidylinositol-3-phosphate binding; phosphatidylinositol-3,5-bisphosphate binding; protein binding. Gene Ontology annotation, cellular component: cytosol; phagophore assembly site membrane; fungal-type vacuole membrane. NCBI's taxonomy places the organism in Eukaryota, Fungi, Ascomycota, Sordariomycetes, Diaporthales, Cryphonectriaceae. Gene Ontology annotation, biological process: nucleophagy; protein localization to phagophore assembly site; protein lipidation. Bases 324 to 1763 code for a protein of 479 amino acids. The record is from RefSeq and is a predicted model, not a curated record.
CUCAACUGGCCCAGCAUUGACGUCCUCUUCUUUUUACCUCUCGUAUGACCCUUGGCUGCUGACUGUCCUGGUUGCACGUGUCUAGCACUCAUACCUUCAACCUGCCCAGUCAUCGUCGACAAGUCGCUGGACUCGAAAACUCACCGUCCCCAUCGUUCUGGUUUCGCCCUGCGUUGAGCCGCCUCCUGACGACCUUCUUUGCUGGCGUGGAGGCAUGCCUCGGCGCCUCGAGAUUUGCCAAUUCUACUAGUCCAUCUGAUCUGUGUAUACCAUCAAGUGUGCUUUUAUCGAUUGGCUGCUAGCCCGCAGCGUUCUCCGGCGAAAUGGCUGCGGCCAACCUCAACUUCAUCACCUUCAACCAAGAUCACAGCUGUCUCGCAGUCGGCACCUCGAGAGGUUUUCGCAUCUACCAUACCGAUCCCUUUUCUAAGAUCUUCAGCAGCGACGAUGGCAACGUUUCGAUCAUCGAGAUGCUAUUCUCCACCUCCCUCGUCGCCCUCGUCCUAUCCCCACGCCAUCUCAUAAUACAGAAUACAAAGAGGGCGUCCGUAAUAUGCGAACUCACUUUCCGUUCCGCCGUCCUUGCCGUCCGUCUGAACCGCCGCCGCCUAGCUGUUGUUCUUGAGGAGGAAAUCUACCUCUACGAUAUUGCCAACAUGACCCUGCUCUAUGUCAUCACUACUUCUCCGAACCCGUCUGCGAUAUGCGCGCUGUCACCAUCUUCCGAGAACUGCUAUAUUGCCUACCCACUACCUAAGCCCAGGGAGGAUACGGGCGAGAGACGACCGCAGCACGCCCCUCCCCUCUCGACCUACGUCCCACCAACGUCUGGAGAUGUUCUCAUUUUCGACGCCGUGACUCUCAAGGCCGUUAACGUCAUCGAGGCACAUCGCUCUCCGCUUUCCUGCAUCGCCCUGAACAGCGAAGGCACGCUUCUGGCGACCGCUUCCGAGACGGGUACCAUCGUCCGCGUCUUCUCUGUGCCGCGAGGCCAGAAGCUGUAUCAGUUCCGCCGCGGCACCUACCCGUCAACCAUCUACAGCAUGUCUUUCAAUCUCAGCUCCACGCUUUUGUGCGUCUCCUCGACUUCAGACACCGUCCAUAUAUUCCGGCUUUCCGGAACGGCGGCAGUGGACCGAAACGCUGUGGCUGCUGGGGCAGGGCCGGGGGCGAUGGAUCACUCCUCGUCACCGCGUGCGAAUCGUUGGUCCCGGUCACGGUCACGAUCACAGAGCUAUGACAGCGGCAACGAUGAUUCGCCCGGCAGCGUGACGGGUUCCCCGCGUAGCGACGCCGCCGAGAUAGCAGGAAUUUCGGCGAAUAACGGGUCCGGUGGGCCUACUUCUUCUGCAAAUCGGAGACAGAGCGGUUCUUUCAGCAGCAUGUUGCGGAGGUCCUCGCAGCUGAUGGGAAGAAGUGUGGCUGGCGUUGUUGGGUCGUAUCUCCCGCAGACAGUGACAGAGAUGUGGGAACCCCUGCGUGACUUCGCCUUCAUCAAAAUACCAAAGGUGUCAUCGGCGUCUCCAACUAACAAGGGCGCCCCUCCACCGGGUCCCUCUACUCUCAUCUACCCCAAUGGGCCCAUGCGAAGUGUUGUCGCCAUGAGCAGUAGCAGCCCCCAGGUUAUGGUUGUGACAAGUGACGGGGGUUUCUACGUUUUCAAUAUCGAUAUGGAGCACGGCGGUGAAGGCUACCUUGUCCGUCAGUUCUCCAUCAGUGUUCUUGAGGGUGAUGACAAACUUGACGCCUCUUUCAAUCCCUAG